This is a messenger RNA of Nematostella vectensis (starlet sea anemone), 2660 nucleotides long. Its product is annotated as 9-divinyl ether synthase. NCBI's taxonomy places the organism in Eukaryota, Metazoa, Cnidaria, Anthozoa, Actiniaria, Edwardsiidae. Gene Ontology annotation, biological process: sterol metabolic process. Gene Ontology annotation, molecular function: iron ion binding; monooxygenase activity; heme binding. Bases 533 to 1996 code for a protein of 487 amino acids. The transcript has 13 exons. The record is from RefSeq and is a predicted model, not a curated record.
GUUGACUUAGAUGGCUUCUUUACCUUCUUUCACUGAAAGAGAAAUAUUUUUUUAUGAAUUACUUUCUAUAUUGAAGAGAAAAGAGUUUUUUUUAUGAUUCCAUGGAAGGCCGGCACUUGAGCACGCCACGGGUCCCCCGCUGCUUAAGUGGGUUUUCCGUUUGCCUUUCAACUAAAAAACAUACCAUUGAAUUCCCGUCAUAGUUUUCAGCUGACAGAUUUCUACUCCAGUGGACAUACAAGACUUGACAGUUGUAUUAAGCCUUCUUGGAAAUGAGUUGAGCAUUCGCUUUCAUUGACUCAGACGGAGAUGUUGCUUCUUUACACAACAACCAAAAUUUAUUCUCGGUUGGUUCGUUGCUAAGAUCAGAAGGAAACUCGUAGCUUAGCGAGGGACUGAAAUCGUCCUCAACAACACAUUAAGCAAGCUGGAACCACGAAAAAUUGCCCCGUCUAAGGACGGGAAAGGAAAAUUCAAGCAUGCCAAGCAAGGAUCAUGGCUGAAGCGAGGGCUAUCAAGUCGCCGUGUUGUGAUGGAGGGGGAGGACGGGGAUAUGCGGGGUAUCCCGGGAACGUACGGUAGCAAACUGUACCAUCUCGUCAAGUUUGUAAAGCUAGGCCAUCUGUUUUUCGUUGACCAAACCAGGAAAUACAAGAGUUCCGUUUUCAAGUGCAACUUUUUCGGUACUCCAUUCAUCGCUCUUACGGACUUCAAGGGUGUCACGGCGCUCUUCGAUCCAAAUAAGGUGGAAAAAGAGGAAGGAUUUGGGAGCUUCCGGUUCAACAAGGACCUGCUUGACGGUCACGUGCCUUCCAUGUUCUCGAACGACUCGCAACACGUGCGGAAAAAAGAAUUCUUGAUCAAAAUCGCGAAGAGUAUGAAAAUGCAGACGCUGAUGCCAAACAUACUCGACAUAAUGCCCGAACACUUGAUCAAGUGGCACUUUCGAGAAGGUAAAGGAAUGUCGAGUCAAGAGGAAUGGGAGGAUCGAAUUCUGCUGCUUGCAAGUGAUAUCAUGAGUGAAACACUACUCGGGAUCCGUCUUGAUGGUGACGCUUUCCUCAAUUGGCGCUUCAGCGUGCUCAAGCCUACCAAGAAAACGUGUGGCAGGCCAUCCAAGAAGAGCCAGACAGCCAUGGACUCCUUGGAGCACCUGAAAGCAGCCGUCGAGAACUCGCCCAAUAUUGACGAGAUCUACGAAGCCGCGGAGAAAUUUGGGAUUUCUCACGAGGAGGCUGUGCUGGAAAUACUGUGGAUGCUGAAUUUUAACGCAUCACCUGGAACUGGAGCUGCGAUGAGGUCAGCGGCAGCCCGUCUAUCGCUCAUGAGCAAAGAGAAGAAAAACGAGAUGAAAGAGGAGAUCAAGAUGCAUCUUGGGACGGUUGGACUCAACCUAAGAACACUGAAGAAAAUGAACAAACUGGACCAGUUCACAUGCGAGGUUUUACGGAUGCACCCCCCGGUGGCCCUCUUCUUUGGUGUCGCCAGAAGAGACUUUGUUGUCGAGACGAAGACUGGGAACUACAGAAUUCGACGUGGUCAAAGGUUGCUAGGCAACUGUCAUCUUGCACAGCGCGACCCUGAAGUAUUUGAAACUCCUGGGGCCAAGUGCGUAGAUACAUUUGAUCCUGACCGGUUUAGCUUGAACGAGACUCUAAAGCCCAAUCUUCUUUGUACACAUGGCAGAAUGAACCAGAAGCCUUCUGGAAUGGAUCACAACUGCGCAGGCGCGCACGUGGGGAUCAUCACGCUCAAGACCUUCAUCUUGUAUCUCAUCUUGUUCUGUGACUGGGAACUAGAGGAAAAACCGUACUGGACAAGGACCAACCUUAUAAGAUAUGGCAACCCUGAUGAGCCGAUCCGACUUAAAUCCUUCAAGUACACAAGAGACAAAGAAGAACUUCUACUGCCGGAUCAGCCGGACAGUUCGUCGGACGAUGAGCUACCGGACUUGCGACCACAAAUCCCACAAAACAUGGAAGAAGACGAUGAAUGAGAUACCAGGAGGACACAAUCUUAAACAUUUAUUAUAUUUUAAGCAAAAUACCAAAUAAUUUAUAGCAAGAAUGUAUUUUAGCAAUAUUGAAUCUGAUCAAGCUUCAAUGAAUGGUACUUAGUAUCACCCAUGUGUUAUAAUGCUUUUAAGUAUCUUUUUGUCUUCGUCCGUAUGUCUGUUGACCACACCGAAAGUUCUAUCCCAUAGGAUUUGGAGCGUCGGCUCGAGUUAUCCGAAACACUCGAUUAAAGACCUCCUCUCCAGAGGUUGGUUACGGAUGAGUCAUAGCCCCCCCCCCCCCCCCCCCCUUGCCUAAGAAGUGCAUGUUUUGACGUCUUCCUAUAUCAAGUCCCCCUUUUAGUACAUGUUGUAUAUGCAUCAGCUCAAGAGAGUUUCCUCACCACAGCUAGACCACACAAGGCCAAGAGAACUUAUAACAAAAUAGCCCUCUCUAUGACGUUAUAGGGCAUCUGCGUAAAUAACCCGGGACCCAAAUUAAAACAAUCAACAAUAGAAGUGUUACUUUUACCGUGUUCUAUGUACACAUUGAUUGUAAUCUAAUGAAACUCUGCUAACUGGUAUUCAAAUAAUGAAGAUAGUGUUUGUUCAAGUGAAACAGUGAUAGAAAUUUUAAAAGGAAAAUAAAGUUUGUAUGAGUCCAUGA